AUGGGACUUUUAAUCUAUGAUUUGGACCAUGGGGACAGGCAACUGUGUUUUUGUGCUCAGCUCUGGGUAAUUUUGAUAACUCUUGCAGGUAAAAUCUCUCCGACCAGCUCCGAUGCUCUCCUCAGCUCCUCGGCGGUGACGGCCAGUCCUUCGCCACCCAAUGUGUACCUCCCCGCCAACUUCAAAAUGUCCAAUGCACAACUGGCUUUCUUCUUGCGGGAGGCUCAGAUCACAGGACAGACAGUUGGCGGCGGUGGCGGCGGCAAGGGAAGCAGUAGCCCGAGCACCGGACACCCGCUGCAGCGCUCGGAGAGUUUCGUGGUUUUCCAAACAAAAGAAAUCCCCGCCAUCAACAUAAGCUUUGGGCCUUUUGCCCGGGACCAGGCGCUGUCCAAGGAGUUGCUCCAGCCAACCAGUCCGCUGGAUAUUCCUGGCCAGCUGACGGUCAACUGGAAGGUGAGGGCCUUCAUUGUCCAGGCACGGGUCUUCUCCAACAACCCCACGGUCCAGGUGUUUUUCUACAUCGCCGGCCGCGACUGGGACGACUUCAAGGCCCAGGACCAGCUGCCCUGCGUCCGUCUGCACGCCUUCCGGGACGUCCGCGAAAUCAAAACCUCCUGCCGCAUGAAAGGCAACCUGGCGCAGUGCUUGGCUCAGCUGGAGCUGCCCCCGUCCUGGUUUAACACCAACGUGGCCCCGCUGGGCCGGAGGAAAGGCUCCUCUGACGGGCUCCUGGACGGGCUCACCAGUGAGACCCUGCAGGCGGAGCUCUACUACACGCUCCACGGGCCCAGUCUGGAUGGGGAGUGCAGUGAGGGCUCAGGUCAUAGGGGUGGUGGUGGUGGUGGUGGUGUUUCCAGAGGAGAGCCUCUGUCACAGCACCCCCUGCUGCGCAUCGGGAGCAUCAGCCUGUACCAGGCCAGCCAGGAGCAGCUGCUGGUGGACAAGCAGCUGGACAAGAACAUGUUCCUCAGGCUGCCCGAGAAGCCCCUGAAGCCCGGAGAAACCCUCAGAAUCUUCCUCUACCUGAUGCCCAACUCCACCGUGGAGCAGUUCACCCUCAGGGUCAAAGCGAAGAAAGGAGUGAACCUGCUCGAGACCAAAUCGAAGAACGCCCAGUGGAAGGUGGACUGGGAGAUUCAGUCCGGCGCCAAGCACUCCAUCACCACCAUCGAUGUGAACAAGAACAAAGCGGUCAAACAGGGGGACGUUUUGGGCAACGUCGAGGUGAUGCAGUUGGACUUCGAGAUGGAGAACUUCACCAGCCUCUCGGUGACCAGGAGGAUCAACUGGAACAUCGACUACAAGGGGCAGAACCCGCCUCCGGACUCAGAGAAGGUGGUGACGGAGCUGACGGUGGUGCAGCGAGACAUUCAGGCCAUCAUCCCUCUGGCCAUGGACACUGAGAUCAUCAACACGGCCAUCCUGACCGGACGCACUGUGGCCAUUCCCGUCAAGAUGGUCUCCAUAGAGAUGAACGGAGCAGUCACUGACGUCUCAGCCUUUGUGCAGUGCAAGUCCUCCAAUGAAGACAUUGUUAAGGUGUCCAUGAAUUGCGACUACGUGUUCGUCAACGGGAAGGAGACGCGGGGAUCCAUGAGUGCCAGGGUGAUCUUCAGCUACGAGCACCUGAGCGCACCGCUGGAGCUGACCGUCUGGGUGCCCAAACUCCCCCUGCAGGUGGAACUCUCCGACAACAAUCUGAGCUUCAUCAAAGGAUGGAGGGUUCCCAUUCUGCCCGACCGGAGGAGCACCAGAGACAGCGACGUCGACGACGAAGACGACGAGCGCCGGGUGAGCCGUGGGUGCACCCUGCAGUACCAGCGGGCCCUGGUGAAGGUGCUGACCCAGUUCCACACCACCUCCACAGAGGGCACCGACCAGGUCAUCACCAUGCUGGGGCCCGACUGGCAGGUGGACGUCACGGACCUGGUCCAGGACUCGCUGAAGGUGGCCGACCCGCGGAUCGCCGAGCUGGUGGACAGGACGGUGCUGGUGGGUCUGGAGCUGGGAUCCACCGUGCUGAAGGUGGAGUCUCCGCUGGCAGUGGACGCGGUGUUGGGGGAGUCUGCGUUCUCCGUCACCGACGACAAGGUCUCCAUCACCGAGAUGAGAGUUCACGGCGUCUCCGGCCUGACCCUGUCUCUGCAGCCCAGCCCCGGGAACAGCCACACCAUGGUCGCCAAGGCAACCGGCGUCCAGACACUCACGGCUCCAAAGCAGGAGGCCAGUUUGUCCGUCUGGAUGCUUUUCAGUGACAACACAGCUGCCACUCUGACUUACUUUGAUCCUAAGGACUACAACCUUAAUGCCUCCACACUGGAUGACAGAGUUGUGUCGGUAUCCCAGGAGCCUCAGCAACGUUGGCCUGUGCUGGUGGCAGAAGGGGAGGGCUCUGGUGAGAUGGUCCGUUUAGAGAUGACCAUCUGUGAGGCCUGCCAGAAGACCAAACGCAAAAGCGUCAUCGCAUCUGCUCCAGUUUAUGUCAAGGUCCGCUUUGGCCCAGAGGAAGAUUCUGAGGAAGAGGCAACCACCGAGGGCGAGAUAGAGCUGGCGCCCGUCACAAGGCGUCCAAUCAUUGAUCCGAACAUCAGUGGAAGAAUUUAUGAGACGUCUAAUGAGCAGCCUGCCAGCGUUCCCAUUGAUUACACAAAUUUCCCCACCAGUAGCAACCAGGAGCGACCGACUGAGAGUGAUGAGGAGGAGGAGGAAGACGACUUUGUGCAUUCUCCUCGCAACAUGACUGACCUUGAGAUCGGCAUGUACGCUCUACUGGGAGUCUUCUGUCUGGCCAUCUUAGUCUUUCUCAUCAACUGCAUCGUCUUCGUGCUCAAAUACCGCCACAAGCGGAUCCCGCCCGAGGGUCAGGCCAACAUGGACCAUUCCCACCACUGGGUGUUCCUGGGAAACGGCCAGCCACUGAGGGCCCAGUGUGAUCUGUCACCACAGACGGUAGAAAGUCCCAGUAACCCUCUGGAGGGCGUACAGACUUGCUGCCAUGGGGACCACCACAGCAGUGGCAGCUCGCAGACUAGCGUUCAAAGCCAGGUGCACGGGCGGGGCGACGGCAGCUCCGGGGGCUCUACGAAGGAGAACGGCGAGGAGGCCAGUUCACCAACCUCUAAGCGCAAGAGAGUCAAGUUUACCACCUUUACCACCCUUCCCACGGAGGAGCUGCCCUAUAACUCCAUCCCCAUUGCAGAUGAAGAGGACAUUCAGUGGGUUUGCCAGGAUAUGGGCUUUCAAGACCCCGAGGAACUGCAUGAUUACAUGCGCAGAAUAAAAGAAAUAGCCUGA
Anoplopoma fimbria (sablefish) is the source of this 3297-nucleotide messenger RNA. RefSeq names its product transmembrane protein 132E (gene tmem132e). The transcript is spliced from 9 exons. The record is from RefSeq and is a predicted model, not a curated record. Bases 1 to 3297 code for a protein of 1098 amino acids. NCBI's taxonomy places the organism in Eukaryota, Metazoa, Chordata, Actinopteri, Perciformes, Anoplopomatidae.